Messenger RNA from Coregonus clupeaformis (lake whitefish), 2420 nucleotides. RefSeq lists its product as uncharacterized. The transcript has 4 exons. NCBI's taxonomy places the organism in Eukaryota, Metazoa, Chordata, Actinopteri, Salmoniformes, Salmonidae. The record is from RefSeq and is a predicted model, not a curated record. The coding region runs from base 420 to 974 and encodes 184 amino acids.
CACCCCCCGACAGUACCAGCACCCCUCCUCCACUCCCGACACACUCACACUCUCUCUUUCCCUUGCCCUGUGCCUGUCUCUCUCCAUUCUACCAAGCAGCCGGCCAGACCUCUUCUCUCUCUCUCUCUCUCUCUUCUCCUGCCCUGUCGACAUCCAUCGAGCGCUCCACGCCUUUCUCCCUCAGCCUCCGAAGCCGUGCCCGUCUGCCGUUACUGCUGCUGACCAUCUGUGUCUCUAUCUACAACUGCAACAAGUUCCCUGGGACUUUUUUGGAAACUUUUUCCUCAAGACCUUUUCCUUUUUUGCUAUCUCCCUGGAGACGGCAGUACAUGUGGUGCUGUGUGUGAGAGGGUCUAGUGUUGCUCUUUGCCCUGGGGUCUCUGUACACCAUUGACCAGAGGAGAAGACUACUUGUCAUCAUGAUCAAAGUUCAGCUGCUGCUUCUGCUGGCCCUGGUCGGCCCCUUCUGUGCCGUCGCACACGCAAGCACACUGGUGACACCAGUAGAGCUGGUGACAGACGCCCCUGCUGCUCCCGAGGCCACCGUGGCCCCCAAAGAGGAAGAUCCCGUAGUCACCGAUGCCCCGGCAGCUGAACCCGAGGCUGCGGCCGAGGAGGUCGUAACGGACACCCCUGCCACCGAAGAACCCGCCGCUACCGAGGCUGCUGCCCCCGAGGCGACGGAGGUCGCUUCUGUGGAGACCGAAGCCCCUGCCGCCGCCACUGAAGCUGCCAAGCAGGAGACGGCCGCAACAGAGGCCCCUACCAUCAUCACCGAGGCCCCGGCGGAACCCGAAGCCGAGGCCACGGCAGCUGCAGAGUCUGAGGAGGAGGAGGUGGUGGUGGAAGAGCCAGAGGAGGGUAUGGGCUCUGGACAAGUGGUGGGUAUUGUUAUUGGUGCAUUAGUGGCAGUGAUCGUUGUCAUCGCCGUGGUGAUCGCCGUGGUGAGGAGAAUGGGUAAAUACUCCCCCUGAGGAGAAAGGCUGCAAGACAGGAAGUCCCCAAAAAGUUCUGGCAAUUCUGAACUAUGUAAUUUCCUGUCAUUAAACAAGCAUGCUACUCUAACUUAACCAGGAUCUUGGACUGUUGACAAAAGGAGGGGAAGGUGUGUGGGGGAGGAUGGUUGCCCACCUCUCCUCUUCUCCCCCAACCCCAAGACAGAGCCAUUGACAUCAACGGUCCUGCCCAACCACACAGCAACCCCCCAUACCAACAACCAAACUGAAAAAAAGGUUGCCCACAGGAUGUCACAGUGAAUUUCAGGGUCUUUCAUUUGGAUUCGUAAAAAUAAGUAAGGGAUUAUCUAACUUGUGGUAGAAAACGCUCUCUCUUAUGCAGUGGUGUGUACAUUAACACAGAUGUGCAUUUGAGUUGGUGAAGAGGACCUAAAAACUAUACAAAAAACGACACAAGAAAAAAUGGGAAUAUGGAAAAAAAGGAGACGGGAGAGAAUGUUGUGAAUUCCAUAGGGUGUAUAUACCAUGCAAAGGGACUAUAGUUAUUACUUUAUCAUAUGUUGCAGUUGCUCACUAUAGCAUUCAGUAUAUGGAACAUUGCAAAGCAGCCAUAGGCUAUUGUGGCCAAUGGACCUAACUGAAAAUCCUUCUGAAAAACCAACCACAUUAGUAUUUUGUCACCUUAACACCUAGCCAAUGAGUCCCUCACUACAGAAAUGUUCAACAACUAUAUGAAGCACUGUAUGCAGAAGUUGUACUGACAUUGUGCUCAUGUUCUGAGGGUUAGCGAGGGGCUAAUGAAAAGACGCCUCAUUUGCAAGUGUAACGUGACAUUCUGCCAGCUUUAACACUGACAUAUAAAAACCUAAUACAUAUCUGUGAAAUUUAGCAGAAGGGUUUGUGCCACUGUCUCUGGUAUUCCCUGCAUCGUUUGGAGAUUUUACUAUUGAAGUACAUUAAUGUGAAUUGACUGUACUUUAACUGCCACCCAUUCCAAUAGGACAGCUUUGACGACUUCAGGUUUUCACUGAAAAAUGUGUUCCAUUUACAGGUAGUGGUCAAUAGCCCCCAUUCUGCUAGCAUUGUCGUUUACAAUGUAUACACCGUACUACUGCUUACUUUAGUUGGAAUAGAGUAUACACAAUCUUUAAAUGCAGCCCCCCCACACACAUUUUCUUCAUAGUCGUUAGUAGUCAUUAAUGGGUGUAAAAAUAAUUCAGUCUCAGCUUAGCUCCGCUUGCUUUAAGAACUCAGUUAAUAAGUGCACUGAAUGAGUGAUGAUAAUUGUUUAAUGAAUCCGCUUUAGACACUGCAAUCGUUUGCGACGACGUUUGUUUCCGCUUGCUCCAUAUGAUCAACUCUAGGUCUUUAAUUUUACUGUCUGAUUUGUUUGACUCCUUUUAUUUAAUUGCAGUGUUUUUGAUCGUACUGUUUCAAUAAAAAAGUGAAAACACUCCACAAAUA